ACCAAGAUAACGUUCAGUAUUCACAGAUCAUUGCUACCGCGGAUAAUGGCAUUUUAUUUAGAAUUUUUAAUAAUAUUCUUUGUUGGAAUUCAUUUCACAACAACAAUGGAAUCCAUAGAAUACAAACCUCCGGAAUAUCCAACAAAUUUGCUGGACAAAAAUUGGUCGGAACGUAAAAUCAUAUAUUGGGGUGUAAGUGAAGAAUUCCUGAAAAGGGUGCAUGAUUUGGAUGUCUUUGAAGAUGACGUCUGGUUGGUGACUCUGCCGAAAUGUGGUACAACAUGGAUGCAGGAGUUGUUGUGGUUGGUUUUAAAUGAUUUCGAUUUUGAAAAGGCUAAGGCGGAACAUUUGGAAAUUCGAUCGCCGUUUUUGGAAUUUGAUUAUAUGGUAAAUGCAGAUAUGAAAACAGCAUUUAAACCCAUAGAGAGUACGAAGAGACCUCGUUUGAUAAAGACACAUUUGUGUCUACCUCUGUUGCCACGACAAUUAUGGAAUAAAAAGUCGAAGAUUGUCUAUGUGGCGCGCAACUUAAAGGAUGCCAUUGUCUCCGACUAUUAUCACAUGCGUAAUUUUGAUUCGAGUGAAGAUCAAGGGCUCGAACAGUUUGUUCGAGGUGAAAUUGAAAGCACUGAUGAUACGGACAUGAAAUUUUUCCAUUUAACUGAAUUCUAUGCACUACGUAAUGAAUCUUGGAUAUUUUAUACAAGUUUUGAACAAAUGAAAAUCAAUUUACGCCAGGUUCUGUUGGAUGUCUGUCGAUUUUUGAAUAAAACAAUUGACGAUGCAACUAUGGCGAAAAUGUUGAAACAUUUAUCUUUCGACGAAAUGAAAAGGAAUCCCAAAACAAAUCAUCUGUGGGAAUUUCAGCAGAUUCGUGAUAAAUACGGAAUGGAUCAAGAAAAACCUGAAUACAAUUUUGUACGCAAGGGAAAAGUGAAUGCCUACAAAGAAGAGCUGUCCAAGGAAAUGGUUGGAAAACUAGACGAUUGGAUGGAUGUAAAUCUGAAACGUUACAAUACAACGUUGAAUGAAUUGUUGCUUUUAGAUAAUGAAACGAAAGCCUAGAUUAAUUUGGUUAAAUAAUAUUUUUUCGCACCGAAAUUUAUACUUGUUCAACCUACGCUUCUUUGUUCUUUUACGAAAAAGCCUGCCAAAAAGCGAAUACAUUCUUUAAUUGCUUAAGUCGUUGACUGGCUUUUUUGUGUUGACUCAAUUAAAUUUUCUUUUACAAAGAAGCCAGCCAAUGACUUAAGCCAAUAAAUAAAGUUUUUUUUAUGUAUCUGCACCUUCACACAUAAUAGAUGCCGCUUCUCUCUCACUGAAACCUUAAAAAUACUAAAAAUUGGCAUGAAAUCAAAUUAGAACUCACGAAAACAUCGCCCAAUUAAAUACUUACACUAGAAAAUUAUUAUCUUGACGGAUUAGAGAAAAUUUCAUCUUCUAAUACAGGGUGAGAUAUAAAAAACUGCAACAAAGUCAAAUGCCAUAAUUUUUACAUUUCUUUUUAAUUUUAUUGAAUGACAGCAAAAAUGGUCGGCAUUAAGAAUAAGUUUAAAUUUGUUCGAAUUGGUCACCUUUGGCAUGAAUUAUGACCUUCAAACGGCCUAUGAAACCGCCGCACGUUGCCCAAAUGUUGCUCUGCGGUAUUUUGGCCCAUUCCCGGCGAAGCGCUUGCUUGAGGUGAUCGACAUUUUGGUAUUUUUUAGUGCCAACCUUGAUUUUGGAAAGCAAGCAGACACAAUAGUCCAACGGAUUGGUAUCCGGAUAUUUUGGUGGCCAUUGUGUGGUGGAAAUGAAGAGAGGAACCUCAUUUUGUAACUAUUCUUGGUUGGCGCAUGCUGAGUGCGAUGGUGCUGAGUCCUGUUGAAAUGUCCAAGGUCUGCGGCCAAAAUGUUUGCAUGCCCAAGGCCUUAUUACACCAUCCAGAAUAUUUUCGUGAUAAUAUUCGGCAUUUAUUCUGAUGCCACUGUCGAUUAAUACGAGCGGAGAGCGACCAUCGGCUGUUAUGGCGGACCACACCAUCACCAUGGCCGGUGAUUGACUUCUGGUGGCCAACUGAAGGUGCACAUUUUCAGCUGACGUCUUUGGCAAGUAAACACAAUCAUUUUGUUUGUUUACAAACUGCUGGAUAACGAAUGUUUUCUCAUCGGAGGAAACCAAAUUCAGCAGUUCACCACAUUGGGCCAAGCGAAGCAACUCUUUAGCUUUUUUGAGGCUAUUUUCUUUCGGUUUCUGUUGCAGUGUAAGUUCUUGCACUUUUUGGAAUUUCAAUGGCUUUACCUCGAUCUCAUUUUUCAAUAUUUGCCGAAUGGAAUAUUGCGAUAUGCUCAGCUCACAUACCAUUUUCGGCCACUGCGACUCGGGUUUCGAUGAAGUCGCUUCUUUACUUUUCGAACCAUUUCUGCUGAUGUUCCUGUUUUCUUUCGUCCACUUCUUUGACGUCGGGCUACGCAACCAGUGCCACGGUAACGAGCGAUGGUACGAGACACAAAAGAUUUAUUCACAUUUAAACGCUGGAGUGCUCUAACGAUAGCCACUUGCGGUGUUCCAGCCAAAUAUAAAGAAAUCACGCUUGAAUUCCGUCACGAAUAACUUUUUUCUGGAAAAUUCUCACCAACAUUUUGUUGAACGCUUGUAAACAAUAUAAUGAGCUGUCACUGCAGUAAUUUUAACAGCUUUCGGACGAGUGG
Molecule: messenger RNA, 2690 nt
Organism: Musca domestica (house fly)
Lineage: Eukaryota; Metazoa; Arthropoda; Insecta; Diptera; Muscidae
Product: sulfotransferase 1E1
Exons: 4
Coding region: 46-1065 (339 amino acids)
Biological process (GO): sulfation
Cellular component (GO): cytoplasm
Molecular function (GO): sulfotransferase activity
Source: RefSeq, a predicted model, not a curated record